This is a messenger RNA of Prosopis cineraria, 1182 nucleotides long. Its product is annotated as ribonuclease 1-like. The record is from RefSeq and is a predicted model, not a curated record. Gene Ontology annotation, molecular function: RNA binding; ribonuclease T2 activity. Lineage: Eukaryota; Viridiplantae; Streptophyta; Magnoliopsida; Fabales; Fabaceae. The transcript has 4 exons. Gene Ontology annotation, biological process: RNA catabolic process. Gene Ontology annotation, cellular component: extracellular region. Bases 51 to 950 code for a protein of 299 amino acids.
GAGGAACCGAAUUAUGCAAGAAUGAGUAAGGAAAGGCAAUUAAUAAUACAAUGAUGAACAUCAUAAAGCAAUUGGCACUCCUUGUUGUGUGCUUACUAGCAACCUUUGGUUUGUACUACAACUACAUUAAUGCUACAAGCCUUAAUCCCAUCCAAAUCCGAUCAUUGGAUCAAGUCCCACGACUUGAUGAUCAACAACGGCAACCAGGAUUCGAUUAUUUUUUGUUAGCGUUGCAAUGGCCAAACGCUUUCUGCAACAUUGCACGACACAGGAAGCCACCGAGUCAUGGACUUAAACGGCAGUGCGAUCCAGAUCAUCCACUUCCCAAACACCAAAACUUCACCAUUCAUGGACUCUGGCCUCAGUUGAACAUUGGCGUUUCUCCACUAAGUUGCAGUACGACGGACCAGAUGACAAAUAAGAUUCUUAGUAAAUUCAAGGAAGAGCUGCUUGAUUACUGGCCGAAUUUGAAUUCUGCUAAGGACUUUGAGAAAAGCAAGUGGUUUUGGAGACACGAGUGGAACAAGCAUGGAAGCUGUUCUUCAAACAAGUUCACACCAGACAAGUAUCUCAGAAUCUCUCUUGAUCUUGCCAAAAAGUAUUCUACUUCCAUUUUGUUGGAGCUGGAAAAAGCAGGGAUCAAUCCAGAUGGAGUUACUCCACAUCGUGAUGCAGAUGUACAGGAGGCAGUAAAAAAGGCCACGAAAUAUGAGGCAAUGCUAAACUUCCAAUUAAAUGAAUUAGGUGAACGUCUUCUUUCUGAGAUUCAUCUCUGUGUCAAACAAGAUGGUGUCACACUCUUUAAUUGUGAUCCUGUUUCCUUGUUUGCCUCCGUUCCUUCACCUUCACCGGCACCUGUGCCAUCGCCACCGCCACGUAUUCUCACGCUCCCGUCCCUUAUCAUGAAGGAAGUGGCGAAGAGCUUUAAAUUGAGCAGACGGCUUCUAUAAGAAUAUGACACAUGCAGCUGCAUUGAACACGUCAUAUUGUCAUGAUCUUGAGGAACCAAUAAAGUUAUAUCUCUACUAAUAUUAUGUCUAAAUCUUUUUUUCUUUUUUAAUAGCAAGCCAUGUGUGUUUGAUAUAUCCUAUAUAUAAUAUUGUAUCUAAUAAUAAUGUGUCUACGUAAUUGAGAAUAAAUGCCAAUGGUGUCUGGAAAGUCCUGAGAGUUAUAUUGUUUUUU